Messenger RNA from Thermochaetoides thermophila DSM 1495, 7524 nucleotides. RefSeq lists its product as uncharacterized. The record is from RefSeq and is a predicted model, not a curated record. The coding region runs from base 1 to 7524 and encodes 2507 amino acids. Gene Ontology annotation, cellular component: Set3 complex. NCBI's taxonomy places the organism in Eukaryota, Fungi, Ascomycota, Sordariomycetes, Sordariales, Chaetomiaceae. The transcript has 2 exons. Gene Ontology annotation, biological process: regulation of transcription by RNA polymerase II.
AUGUAUUCGCCAUCAUCAUUUCGACGAUUCGACCGUUACCGUGACCGACCCGUCGACCAUGGUCGUGGUCGACCCUUUACUGACCCCAACGAUCCCAGGUCGCGAUAUACCGGCAGCCGCUACGACGGCAGCGAUCGCCGGUCUCGCUCCCCUCCGCCACCCCGUGAUCGAUCCCCCUACGGAGACCGAAAUGAUCGUGGUGGUCCCCGUUAUUCCGAUGCCGACCGUGGCCGUCCGCCCGUGGAGCCGCGAGGCAAUGCCCCUAGCUUUCCGAUGGGCCGCGAUUCCUUCCGUGAUUCGCUUUCCAACAUUCAGCCCCCUCGAGGGCCAAAGGCCUUGAUGGACCCCCCGAGCGGCCCUCGCGGCGGGGGCUUUGUUGGCGAUUUCCGUGGCGGCAGAGGAGGCCGUGUCGGACUUCGAGGACGUCAGUGGCGUGACGACAGCCGAGACCCUGGUGGCCGUGACCGCGACGACUACCGAGAUCGACCACAUUUUCGAGACGAGAGAUCUCGCGAACGGGAGCGAGAGAGAGAACGGGAACAGAGAGAACGAGAGAGAGAUCGCGAGCGAGAGCGGGAACGGGAACGGGAACGUGAACGUGAACGUGAACGUGAUGCCCGCGAUAGGGAUAGGGAUAGGGAUAGGGAUAGGGACAGGGAUAGAGACUGGCAACGUGAUCAGCGCGACCGACCCGAUUUUUCGCGCCCUCGCAGACCUUCGCCCCCUCCAUUGCGUGCAAGAUCUCCCCCGCCGACCCGCGAUUUCAGGGACGCCAGAGAUGCCAGAGACAUUCGAGACGCUCGUGACGCCCGAGAUGCCCCGCUGAAUGUCGAUGCCGAGCGAGCCCGCCGCGGUUCCAGAGAUGGCCCGCUAUCUGCCGGUUCGUCGAACUCGGACCAAAUGUUUUCUCCGUCGCCGUUCCGUGGAGGUUUUGCACGCGGUGGUGGCCGGGGAGGCGGUGGUAUUGGCACUGGCGGCGGCGGAAGAGGUCGUGGUGAUUGGGAUCAGAGACCGGGCAGAGAUAGGGCCCCCUUCUACGACGACCGAGAUCGUUUCCCGCGCAGCCGCUCGCAGGAGAGCCGCUGGGGUCGAGAUCAGGACGAUCGUGAUCGUAGGGACACCAGAUACCCGGACACGGCCAGAGAUUCGCGAGAUGACCGCGAUGUCAGAGACAACCAACGCGAUAUCGUUCGUCCGAAGCCCGAACGUCCUCCUCACGAACCGCAGUCAGCCAAGGAUGUCUCGCCGCCGCCCCUUGCUCCUUCAGCUCCUGCAUUCGGCUCGGUUCCUAGCCGUCAGUCGACCGCUGCCGAGAUCCAGUCUCUCACCGGCAAACCUCCCCCGACAGGCCCGAGAGCUAUGACUGAGGAGAAGGCUGCAGGAGUUCCCCACGGUCCCGGAAGCGACAGGCCGCCCCCUGCUGGUCCUUCAAAACCUCAGCUCCCAGACGGCCCGCUCAUUCCAGCUGGUCCUCGUGCUCAACAGAAGCAGCAACGUUCGAGCAGGCAGUGGAUUAAUCCUUCACUGAAUGCGAAGAAGGUCGAUAUUCUGCCAGGCCCCCGUGGACCUCAUGGGUUUGGACCGCAGCCGCCCCAGCGACCAGUUGGCUACCGUCCUGACUUCUCGCAUCAGGGAGACAAGCGGCCUCGCAGCCCAGAUGGUCACCAUGUUGCAACUGGCGCUAACGAGAUCGUGAUCAAGUCGGAGAGGAUUCCGGUCAAGCCGCCGGUAGCGAACCGUGAACCCCUCAAACCUGCCCCAGGCGAUGCCAAUGUGGCCGUGACCGGGGCGAAAGUGGCAGAACGGAAGCGUGAAGAGCGCCAAGAUGAGCUACAGACUAGCCCUACGGCUGCAAAGCGUCCAACUGCUGAGGGAUCCGCCGAGGAACCGAGAAAGGUUGAAGAGACCAAGGAGCCAGAGGUGAUCGAAAAGCGGCGCCCUGUCAUCUUGAUACCCGCUCGCCGCAUCCAACUGCCGCCAAAGGAGCGGCUGCCGCCUCUUUCUGAUGAGUCUUCGGAGUCAGAUGAGGAUGAAGACAUGGACAUGUACUUUGAGCAACAGAUCUCGAAGGUCGAAGCUGAGCUCAAUAAGAUCGAGGACGCCAUUGACAAGGCCCCAAUGGCCAUCAUCCGGCGCUACGCAACUGCCGUUCAUGAGGCUAUGCUGAGCGUGGUUAACGACCCUGUCACUCUGACAAGCCUGCUCGGUGGUAUCCCCGAAGGGUUCACAUUCCCAUGCCCCAAGCCCGCUACCGAGAAGGCCGAUGAGGAAAUGCCCGAUGCCGAGCCAGAGUUACCGUCGCAGCCCCAGCCCCAGCCCCAGCCUCAGCCCCAGCCUCAGUUAGAACGGGAGCCUGCGAAGGAGAAGGAGAAAGACAAGAUUCAGGAUGAGCAAGAGCCACAACAACUGCAGCCUCAGCCACAGGUUGUCGAAUUGAGCCCGGCCGUUUCGCGCGAACCAUCGGUUCUUCCAACCAUCGAAAUCGAGGAGAAGGAGAGUGCAGCCCACGUGCCGCCGGAGCCGCAGCCUAAGGUGGAGGAGAUGGAGGUGGAAAGUUUGGCGCCCGUCCCUUCGGUUAAGGAAGAAAAGCAGGCUGCAGAAGAAGAGAAGCCUGCCGAGGAGGCCCAGCAAACUAUCGGAGAAGAUGUGGAGAUGCAGGAUGCACCGGAGGAGCCACAGCUUGCCAUGCCAGUUCCUCGUCGGUCUGUCUCGACAGCCGAGGUUGCCUCAGCGGAUGGAGAAGGCGAGGCUAAGCGUAGCCUGUUCGCACCCACGUUCAACCAGGUCGAGACGACGGAACCUAGCACAGUUUCGGCCGACGACCAGAGCGAAGACAGGACCGAGGACGAUGCUAGUGUCUAUGGGAGCGUGGAAGCCGUCCGGCAGUACUCUGCCACACCGCCCACCGACGAGCUGCCGGUGUACAAUGUUAAACCGUGGUGGAAGAGCCGACGCGUCAAGAAGAUUUGCGAAGAGAACCCCGAGUUCAGCAAGUUCCUUAUGGGCCAUAUUCGCGAGCAAGCUGAGCAGACCAAGCAGAAGCAGCAGGAGCUUCGCGAGAAGUAUGCCAAGGAUUAUGAGGCGUAUCUGCGCUUUACGCAGUCGGACGAUCCCGCGGCGGUCAAGGCGCGCGAGUACAUGGCUCUGGGAUCGAAAUCGAAUGGCGAAUCCAAGCCUGAAGGGGGCAGAAGAGCAGCCAGCCGAUUCUCGACUGAGCUCGACCUUGACUAUGCCAUGCAGCAGUCGAUGAAAGAGUACCAGGAGAAGCAGGAGCGUGAGGAGAGGGCACAAAAGGAAAAGUACCGCAGUGAAAAGGAAGCCGUCAUUCCCGAGAUGUUCUGGACCGAUCGCGAGAAGGAGCAGGCGGCGUUCCGGGAUACUUCUGGGCUGCUGCCCCUGGAGAAGCUGGUGUCGGCGUGGCAGGUGGUGCCUUGGCACAACAAUUUCACCGAGGAGGAAGAAGAGAAGUUCGAGAAGGCCUACCUCGAGUACCCCAAGCAGUGGGGCAAGAUUGCCGAGCAGCUGCCGGACCGCACGUUCGGCACUUGCAUCCAGUAUUACUAUGCGAAGAAGCGCGAGCUUAACCUCAAGGAGAAGCUCAAGAAGCAGCCCAGGCGCCGCAAGAAGGGAGGUCGCACGAAGCAAAAGGCGAGCGUGCUUACAACCGAGAAUCCCGAAGGCGAAGGCGAGGAUGCCGCGGCAGCUGCCAACCAAGAGGACAACGGCGGUACAGGAGAGAGAAGGCGUCCGCCACGUCGUGCGGCUGCUCCUGUGUUCACCAGUGAGGUCAACUCCAACGUCGAAUCGGAAGGCAACACACCAGCUGCCACACCAGGUGGUCGUCGCAGGGCUGGCACGGUGGCCGCAAGGGUCGGCAGACGAAGGCUGAAAAAGAGGCGGCCAAGGGGGGCCAAGCAGCAGCAGCAACAACAACAACAACAACAACAACAACAACAACAACAACAACAACAACAGCAGCAGCAGCAGCAGCAGCAGCAGCAGCAGCAGCAACAGGCGGUUCAAGAAGCCGGCGCUGUGCCUAUUGCUGCUACCCUCGCUACCAAGGCUGGCCGGUCGCGUGCAAACUCGCGGGCUCAGGGCCCAGAGUGGGCAUCGCCACAGGCGCCGUUCCUAUCUGGCACGUUCGAGGGCUCCGCGCAGAUGCCGCCCAUGUCUACAGGCACAGAGCGACCCAUGCCAUCCAUCCCGGCAACCAUCCCCGAGCACGUCAUGUCCAUGUCGGGUCCGCCAUCGCUGCGGCCUGAACCCCCCCCUCCUCCAGCAGCACCGACCAUGGUCGCGUUCGAAAUGGCUUCCCAGUCGACCUCGACGGCUCCGGAACGCAUUCGAACGCCACAGCAGGCGUCGAGCUACUGGAGCGUGUCCGAGACGACCGACUUCCCGGCGCUGCUACGUGCCUUUGGCACAGACUGGGCAGCCAUUGCUGCGCAUAUGGGAACCAAGACAGCGACCAUGGUCAAGAACUACUACGUCCGGCAGACCAAGGAGGGCGGCAAGCCUGAGUGGGAGCAGAUCGCCAUGGAGGCCGACGCCAAGCGUGCAAGAGGCGAGAAGCUCCCUGCCCCGCCCACGCCAACCCAAGGCCCGAGAAAGCGGUACGAGGCCCCGGCUGCCGCACACCGGCCCUUGGCAGCUGCCGAACCCGAGGAAACGGCGCCGGUCAAGACCGAGACGUCGGCUCAGAACCCUCCUUACGGUCGCUACCAGGUACCCAUCGCCCAAGCUGCGCCAGUCUCUCAUCCGCUCGUGCAGCCAGCUCAGUCUGCAAUGUCAGCACCACCGCUUGUCUCCUCUGCUGCUCCACAACAACCUCCGUUGCCAGGCCCAACUGCUUCCGUCUCACGGGCUAUGUCACCACAUGCCUCUCACGCUCUACGCCCUCCAGCCCCUGCCUAUGUUCCGUACCCCGAACGUGCAGAGAUCGACUCGAAGGUAGCGCAGUCGGCUGCCCAGACUCAGGCCCAAGCUCAAGCACAAGCACAACAACAGCAGCAGGCUGCGCGCAUGUCCCAGAAGCCGCCCGUUCCAGCCGGUGCUUCAUCGAUGCCCCCCGUCUCGGAGCCCAUGACUCGUCCGGCUCCGGAAAGAAGCUGGCAGACCGAUAUCAGCAUGCAGUUCUCUUUGCUUUCGCAGCAGAACGAACUUCGCAACCGCGAGGCUCGCGAGAGGGAAUUACGGGAGCGCGAACUUCGCGAACGGGAGCUGCGCGAGAAGGAAUUGCGCGAGAGGGAGAUGCGCGAACGGGAAAUCCUCGAGUUCACGCAGCAGCAGCAGCAGCAGCAGCAACGCGAGCCCGUUGGACCUGGCCCUCAGCCAGUGGACAGGGCUCCUCCUCUGCGUGGUUUGAAGCAGGAACACGAGUCCGGCAUGCAUCGUGCGGAAUCGCCUUAUCCGCCGUAUCAGCCGACGCAUCAGCAUCACCGGUCGCUGUCAUCGCGUAUUGAGCCGGCUGCCCCUCUGUCAAGGCCGCAGCAGGAACUGCCGCGUACUGUUAUGCCGCCAGCAUCCCAAGCGUAUGGUGCUAUGCGCAGCCUGUUGAGCGAGCCUGUUCCUCCUCAACAAGCGCCAACCGGGUCGAUAACUACCGAGAGGCCCAUGUCAAGCAUGCAGCGGCUACCUGUAUCAAUGCAGGAGCACUACCAUGGUAUUCCUACCUCAGCUGCGCCGCCUGCUCCUCCUGCUCAACAACCUCCGGCAGCCCAGCCUACUCCCCCUCCUGUCUCUCGUGCUCCCGAGCCGCGCAAGACCAGCAGUCUAAUGGCCCUCCUCAACGACGAUCCUCCUCCGGCCCCUCCUGCUCCGACCAAGAGAGUUACCGAUGUGACGGCCAUCAAGCAAAGCUCUCCUCCUCCCCCUCCUCCUCAGUCUAUGGUUCGCCAGCCUCCUCCUCCCCCGCCCCCGACUUCUGCGCCCAUAGUAGCUCGUCGAGAGCCCGAGCCAGCCUAUGCAUACGGACGCAGCACUGCCCAGACCGCAAUCCCUCCUCUUAAGCCGUACCAUAAUCAGUCCCCUCAGCCGCAGCAUACCCGCGUGCCGAGUUCUGGAAUGGUGCCGGCCCUCGAUGCUGCUACCGAGCGCGAUCCUUACUACAGGCAUGCUUACUCGUCACACCAGUCCGGCGCGUCCAACUCUCCUCAGCUGCACCCGACACAUCACUACGCUCAGCAACCGCAACAGCAGGCUGCUACGAUGGGAGGUUACCCCGGCCAAGCAUCCUAUCCUCCGCCAAGGGACCCAAGGGACCCAAGAGAUCCAAGGGAUCCUCACGGGUCACAUAUGUCUUCGCCUACUACGCAGUACGCCGCACAUCCGUCAACAUCAUCAGCUGCACGUGAGCGCGAACGUGAUUCAGUCUGGAUAUCAUCACAGCAGCGUCCUUUGCAGCCACCCUCACUACAUGGUCAACAACAACAGCAGCAGUCGCCUUGGAUGCCUUCGCAGAAGCCGCCCGCUGCUCAGUCUGCUGUCCCAACGCAAUCGGCUUGGGGUGCCCAGCAUGGUGGUAUGCCGAUGUCGACCAAACCAUCGCAGCAACAGCAUCAUACCUGGCAGUCCCCUGCUCCUACGCCUCAGCCGCAACACCAGCAUCCGCUUAGCAACCUGCGUGGCGAUCCUCCUCGUACGACUGGGGUCUACGCUGCCGCUCAUGAUGUGUCCAGCCCGACUAUGGCGCCCCAUCACCGGUCAACCGGGUCCAUCGGCGGAGGUGCCGGGUCAAGUCUGAGCAGCGCCGCAGGUUCGCGGUAUCCUCCUCCAGCUGGCCCCGGAGCCCCACAGGAUCCGACUCGUCGCGUUGCAGAGCCCCAGCCGGCCCAGCCCCUCCCGUCGGCUGCCGGUCAAUCCCAGCCGUAUGCUCGGUAUGCUAACACCCCCGGACCAGCCCAGCAACCACGGGAGCCUCCCCCGACUGUUGGUGGCCCCCGAAGCUAUACCCCCGUUGGCAGCGGCUAUGCUGUCGCGGCCCCGCCGCCGCCGCAACAGGCUUAUGCCGGCAUGUCGGCUCGGGAGCAGGAAGCUGCUGCCGCUCUGCGGGACGUCCAAAUGCGUGAGCAGAUGCGCGAGGCCCAGAUGCGCGAAGCUCACAUGCGCGAUAUGCGCGAGGCACAAUACCAUCGCGACGCCCAACUCCGUGAGCAGCAGCAACAACAGCAGAUGCUCGAAGUCCAGCGCCGCGAGGCUCAAUACCGCGAGGCCCAAUACCGCGAGGCACAACAGCAACAAUACCGCGAAGCGCAGUUUCGUGACCCCGCCUCUGCGGCACAGUACCACGACCUCCAGAUGCGUGAUGCUCCGCUGCCACAGGACGCCCUUCCCGGCGACCCGAGGGAUCCAAGGCUCAGUCGAGAGGAGCAGAUUCGUCAGGCGCAGUUGCGCGAGCAGCAGCACUACCAGCAGCAGCAACAAGCUAGUGGUGCGGUGGGGCUUUUGGGACGCGGGUUGAGGCCUGCUCCCAGACCGGGACCGGAGGGUGGGGUGUAUGACCGUGAGGGGAGGAGGUAUUGA